Messenger RNA from Manihot esculenta (cassava), 4027 nucleotides. Its product is annotated as lysine-specific demethylase JMJ25. Lineage: Eukaryota; Viridiplantae; Streptophyta; Magnoliopsida; Malpighiales; Euphorbiaceae. Gene Ontology annotation, biological process: regulation of transcription by RNA polymerase II. Gene Ontology annotation, cellular component: histone deacetylase complex; chromatin. The record is from RefSeq and is a predicted model, not a curated record. The transcript has 13 exons. Gene Ontology annotation, molecular function: transcription coregulator activity; histone H3K9 demethylase activity; chromatin DNA binding. The coding region runs from base 648 to 3758 and encodes 1036 amino acids.
UGAAUGAGUGAAAUUAUGAAAAAUUAAAAGAAAGUAAAAAUAGAAACUUUUUUUUAUCAGUAUAUCAGAAAAGACAUUUUACAUUCUGCAAUUGCAUCAGUUUCACCAGCAAAUAAAAGCUGCCAUAAAUUACAUUCUGCAAAUUUGAAUUUCAGGAUCAAAAAACAGCCUCCAAAAUCACAGAAUCAACAUUACCCAUGACAGGAAAAUAGAAUAAAUUUUAAAAAAUAGAAAAAAAAAAGAAAAUUAAUUUGAUAUAUUUUAUAUAAACAUAUGAUUACAAUAGCUGCUGGCUGCUGCAGAGGUGGGGUGUUGUGACUGCAAAAGAUUCCAAGAUAACGCUUGUAUUAAUCUCUGAGAUAGAGAGAGAAGAGAUUCAUCAAUCUCUUAAAUCAUCGAUCAUGACUAUAUUGAAGAUUUCGAGACCAAAUUGGACUCUGCUUUUCCCAAAAUUUACAACUUUUUGCCAUCUGUUUUCUCUCUGUGCCUACUCACUACCAUAAAUGCCCUCCCUAAAACCCUUCUCUUCUUUCUUACUUCACUCACUUUCUUCUCUAUCUUCUAUAUCAGCACUUCUCGCUGUUCCCGUCAUUCUCUCGAGAAAGUUGCGAAUUUUACGGGAAAGUUGAAGUCUUUUAUUUUCUGUGAUGGAGGAAAAUGAGCCUUUGCCUGAACAUCUUCGUUGUAAGAGGACCGACGGCCGGCAAUGGCGGUGCAAUAGGAGAGUCAUGGACGACAAGAAGCUUUGUGAAAUUCACCAUCUUCAGGGCCGCCAUAGACAGUAUAAGAGGAAAGUACCCGAGUCACUGAAAUUGCAAAGGAAGUAUAGGAAGAAAUCAACGGGCAAUGCUGAGUCAGUGCCUGGCAAUGUUGAAAUUAGGGCACAGAAAGAGGAAGGUUUGACGAGAUUGGUGAAAUUGGAUAAACGUAUGAAGAGAAAGAAGUUGAUCGGUGAAUCUGAAGCGCUGGAUGAGGCUGUGAAGAAGGUGAGGCUAAAGAGAGGGGAUUUGCAGCUGGAGCUAAUACGAAUGGUGUUGAAAAGAGAAAUAGAGAAGAGAAAGAAGAAGAAAAAGAAGAAAAAAAAGAAAGUUGUGGUAGAGGAGAUUAGUAGUGAUAAUGACAACGAGAUGGAUAGUAGUAAUAGUGAGGGAGAGUUAAUGAGAGAUUUGCCUAAUGGGUUAAUGGCAAUAUCUCCUGCUAAACAUUUUGGCAAUGUGGCUGCUGCUGCUGCUGCUUCUUCUUCUAUGCCAUGUGAUAUCAAAAUUGGAGCUGCUGAUUUCAGUGCUACUACUAGAAGAUGUUUUAGGUCUAAAAACAUUGAGCCAAUGCCAAUUGGUACAUUGCAGGUUGUUCCUUUCAAGAAGGAUAUGGUGAGAUUAAGAAGGGGAAAGAGGAAAAAGUGCCAUUUGUGUAGGAGAAGUGGAUUGAAGACAUUAAUAAGGUGUACCAGUUGUAGAAAACAAUUCUAUUGCAUGGACUGCAUCAAAGACCAGUAUUCUGAUAUGCAAGAAGAAGUUCAGAUAGCAUGUCCAGUUUGCAGGGGAACUUGUUGCUGUAAGGUCUGCUCAGCAAUUCAAUGUAGGGGCACUGAAUGUAAGGGCUUCUCCAAGGACAAGAGCAAAGUCAACAAAGUUUUACAUUUUCAUUAUUUGAUCUGUAUGCUUCUUCCCGUGCUUAAACAACUAAAUCAAGAUCAGAGCAGUGAGCUAGAAAUAGAAGCAAAAAUAAAAGGCCAGAAACCCUCAGAUGUUCAAAUACAGCAGUUGUCAAGCAGCUGCAAUAAGAAGUGUUGUUGCAAUAAUUGCAAGAGUUCCAUUGUGGAUUUCCAUAGAAGCUGCCCAAGCUGCUCCUACAGCCUUUGCUUAAGUUGUUGUCAAGAUAUUUUUCAAGGGAGCUUACCUGGGACUGUUAAAGCCCAUAUGUGCAAAUGCCCUAAUAGAAGGAAAGCCUGUGUAUCUGGAAAGCAACUUUCGGAGAUGAAAUCAGGAUGCAUAUCUAAGAGGAAUUAUGGCAAUAAAUAUUUAGAAUCGUCUAUGUUAUUGCCUAGUUGGAAACUUCCCAAUGGUAAUGGCAUACCAUGUCCCCCUACUGAGUUUGGUGGUUGUGGUGAUAGUCUCCUUGAUUUAAGUUGUCUAUUCCCAUCAAGUUGGACCAAAGAACUGGAAACAAGUGCAGAGGAAAUAGUUGGUUGCUAUGAAUUGCCAGAAGCCUUGGAUGUUAUGUCACGCUGCUCAUUAUGUCUUGGGAUGGACAGUGAGGUUUAUGGGAUUACGCAGUUGCAAAAAGCAGCUACAAGAGAAAAUUCUAAUGAUAACUUCCUGUAUUAUCCUACUGUCGUGGACAUCCAUGGUGAUAACCUUGAACACUUUCAGAAGCACUGGGGCAAAGGUCAACCUGUAAUUGUUCGUAAUGUUCUACAGGGUACAUCUGAUCUUAGUUGGGACCCAAUUGUCAUGUUCUGCACUUAUCUUAAAAAUAAUGCUGCCAAGUCUGAGAAUGAGCAGGCUGCUGAUUGCUUGGACUGGUUUGAGGUAGAAAUUGGUAUUAGGCAACUAUAUAUGGGGUCUUUUAAGGGUCCAACACAUGCGAACAUGUGGCAUGAAAAACUAAAAUUGAAAGGCUGGCUUUCUUCCCAUUUAUUUGAAGAACAUUUUCCUGCUCAUUAUGCUGAAAUCCUUCAUGCUUUACCGCUCCCAGAAUACAUGGAUCCUGUUUCUGGUGUUCUGAACAUUACUGCUGAAUUGCCACAGGAAAUUUCAAAGCCUGACCUUGGCCCAUGUGUCUAUAUCUCUUAUGGUAGUGGUGAGAAUCUUCUUCAGGCUGAUUCCAUGUCAAAUUUACGUUAUGAUUCAUAUGAUACGGUAAAUAUCUUGGCACAUACAACUGAUGUCCCAGUAUCUACAGAACAGCUUAAUUAUGUAAGGAAGUUAAUGAAAAGAAACAAGGAACAAACUGAAGUGAGAGGAGAGCAAAAUGUGGAAGAAGUAGGGUUGCAUGAUAUGAUCACAGAAGAUAUGUGCUUACAUGAGAAAGUUGCUAGAGUAUCUUGGUUUUCUGCUGCCAGUCACAAAGCACAAUCUUUAAGUGUCAAAAAUAGAGAAGUGUACCUUGAUGAGGAAUGUGAUUCUGAUUCUGAUACUGAUACAGAUACUGAAGUCUCGAAAUUUUUCUUUGGACCAGUUAAAAGCAGUAGGACAUCAGAAAAUCUUAAGUUUUGUGGGAAGUAUACAGAUGGUUCAAACCAUUUUGGAAAACCAAAGGUUGCAGAGUCUUGUGGUGCCCAGUGGGAUGUCUUUCGCAGACAGGACGUUCCAAAGCUUGUUGAAUACCUCAGAAGGCACUGUAACGAGUUCAAUCAAACAUAUGGCUUGCAAAAGCUUGUGGGUCAUCCAAUACUCGAUCAGAACUUCUUUCUUGAUGCAACUCAUAAAAUGAGGCUUAAGGAGGAGUUCAAAAUUGAACCAUGGACUUUUGAGCAACAUGUUGGAGAAGCUGUCAUCAUUCCUGCUGGAUGCCCGUACCAAAUUAGGAAUCUUAAGUCAUGCGUUAACGUGGUUUUGGACUUCAUCUCGCCUGAAAACGUUACUGAAUGCAUCCAGUUGAUUGAUGAACUCCGUCUGCUUCCAGAGAACCAUAAAGCCAAAGUAGAUAGUCUAGAGGUGAAGAAGAUGACUGUUUAUAGUAUUAGCAAAGCAAUCAAAGGAAUCCGCGAGCUUACUUGUGCAGAGACCAGCGGUGAGCUCAAUGAUCGACAAUGAGGAACCGGUAAUUGGAGUGUUUACUUGCAUCUGAGCUCCUUCACUUACCAAUUUUAUUGUGCAGAGUUAUUGUUGUUCCCUGAAGAAUUUUGAUAGGACUGUGAUAUGAGAAAAAAACAAGAAGCUAAGCCUAAUUCCUGCAGCAGAUUAGAUAAAAGAUUAGCAUUGGUUCUCCCCUUUCUAUUUUCUAUUCCAACUCAGUGUAUGUAAUUGUGACCAAUCAAUUGGUUGUAUAUAAUAAAAAGAAGCCCAGAUCUCCAUUUGUUUCA